Molecule: messenger RNA, 1731 nt
Organism: Sphenostylis stenocarpa
Lineage: Eukaryota; Viridiplantae; Streptophyta; Magnoliopsida; Fabales; Fabaceae
Source: the annotation of a GenBank genome assembly
AUGUCGUUGAGGCCAAAUGCUAGAACCGAGGUCCGUCGCAACCGUUACAAGGUGGCGGUGGACGCCGAUGAGGGUCGGAGGAGGAGGGAGGAUAACAUGGUGGAGAUCCGUAAGAGUAAGCGUGAAGAGAGCCUCCAGAAGAAGCGCCGUGAAGGCCUUCAAGCUCAGCAACAGUUCCCCACUCCUCUUCAAACCAACUCCAUUGUCGAGAAGAAGUUAGAGAGCCUUCCUGCGAUGGUUGCUGGAGUAUGGUCAGAAGAUAACAACCAGCAAUUGGAAGCAACCACGCAGUUUCGAAAACUGCUUUCAAUUGAGCGCAGCCCUCCUAUUGAGGAAGUUAUUCAAGCUGGAGUUGUGCCUCGAUUUGUGGAAUUUCUUGUUAGGGAGGAUUUCCCUCAACUUCAGUUUGAGGCCGCAUGGGCUCUCACAAACAUAGCAUCUGGAACUUCUGAGAAUACCAAGGUGGUGAUUGAUCAUGGGGCAGUUCCCAUAUUUGUCAAGCUGCUUAGUUCGCCCAGUGAUGAUGUUCGGGAGCAGGCAGUGUGGGCGUUGGGAAAUGUUGCUGGUGACUCCCCCAGGUGCCGUGAUCUUGUUCUUGGCCAUGGGGCCUUAACCCCUCUGUUGGCCCAGUUGAACGAGCAUGCAAAACUUUCAAUGUUGAGAAAUGCAACAUGGACCCUGUCAAACUUCUGCAGGGGCAAACCACAGCCUCCAUUUGAGCAGGUCAGAGCAGCACUUCCAGCUCUAGAGCGAUUGGUAUUUUCCAAUGAUGAAGAGGUCUUAACAGACGCUUGCUGGGCGCUAUCAUAUCUUUCGGAUGGAACAAAUGACAAAAUUCAAGCUGUUAUUGAGGCUGGUGUAUGUAGCAGACUGGUGCAGCUCCUUAUGCACCCAUCCCCUUCAGUGCUGAUUCCUGCACUUCGCACAGUGGGAAAUAUUGUAACAGGAGAUGAUAUUCAGACUCAGACUAUCAUUAAUCAUGGGGCACUCCCAUGCCUUUUGAGCCUAUUGGCACAUAAUCAUAAGAAAAGCAUCAAGAAAGAAGCAUGCUGGACCAUAUCGAACAUUACAGCUGGAAACAGAGAACAGAUACAGGCUGUUAUUGAAGCUGGUCUGAUUGCCCCCCUUGUCAAUCUUCUUCAAAAUGCCGAGUUUGACAUUAAAAAGGAAGCGGCUUGGGCAAUCUCAAACGCCACAUCUGGUGGUACCCAUGAGCAGAUCAAGUAUUUGGUGAGCCAGGGUUGCAUUAAACCUCUCUGCGAUCUGCUUAUUUGCCCCGACCCAAGAAUUGUCACGGUGUGUUUAGAAGGUCUUGAGAACAUUCUGAAGGUUGGGGAAGCUGAGAAGAGCUUGGGUAACACUGGAGAUGUCAACUUGUAUGCUCAGAUGAUAGAUGAUGCAGAAGGAUUGGAGAGAAUUGAAAACCUGCAGAGUCAUGACAACAACGAAAUAUAUGAAAAGGCAGUUAAGAUUCUUGAAACUUACUGGUUGGAAGACGAAGAUGACACACUACCUACAGGCGAUGGUGCUCAACCUGUUGAAGACUUUUGUUUGGGUAAAACGAACCGGGUUGGAAGGAGCAGGGUUGAUGCUAGGGUAACUGUUGGAGUCGAGUCUGGGGUGGGGUUGGGGGGUGAGUUCGGUCAGUUUGGUCCCUUGCACUUGAUGGUGUCUGGUUUAAGUCUGGUCUUGUGUCCGUGGUUAAUGAAGUGCAAGGGUGGGUCAGUUUAA